This is a messenger RNA of Oncorhynchus gorbuscha (pink salmon), 4179 nucleotides long. Its product is annotated as synaptic vesicle glycoprotein 2C-like. Bases 770 to 2992 code for a protein of 740 amino acids. Gene Ontology annotation, molecular function: transmembrane transporter activity. Gene Ontology annotation, cellular component: membrane. The record is from RefSeq and is a predicted model, not a curated record. The transcript is spliced from 13 exons. Gene Ontology annotation, biological process: chemical synaptic transmission; transmembrane transport. Lineage: Eukaryota; Metazoa; Chordata; Actinopteri; Salmoniformes; Salmonidae.
UUCUCUCUCAGGGUCCUCUCCUCUUUCUUUGAGUACUGCAGAGGAACGGUUGCAACUCGGAGGAGAGGAUAGCGGGAGAAAAGAGAAAGAACCCUCAGCACGCUGGCACCAACUACCGACAUUGCUGUGUCGCGAGGGAAACUAGGGCAUAUCGAAUGGAAAAGCACACAGCUGGCUCCCCGCGAUGUUGUAACGAACUGCCCGUUUUCUGUAGUCGACAGAUGAGCUGUGACCAGAUCUAACCACAGUCUGCAUGGUGAUCUACAUUACUGGAACUCAGCUGUCUUCACCGCUCAACCCUGUGACUGCUCCCAUCCCACUGCCAUAGAGAUCUGCUCUUCCUCUCCACAGACAGAUGAGCUGUGACCAGAUCUAACCACAGUCUGCAUGGUGAUCUAUAUUACUGGAACUCAGCUGUCUUCACCGCUCAACCCUGUGACUGCUCCCAUCCCACUGCCAUAGAGAUCUGCUCUUCCUCACCACAGCAGCAACAGCUAGCGAUCCAAUGUUAGCAGCAUUUGAACCACCUCCAAACUUACUGUGGUUUGCUGCAACGGAAUUGCCAUUCAGUAACUUACACUGAUACUUCAGAAGAAAGUAAGCAAGUAGGCUAACGUAAGUUAAGUCUCUGACAGUUAAGUUGUCCUCCACUGCAGCUCUUUUGCAGAAAUUCUUGCCAAUGAGAAUUGGUUCCCAACUGACCUAGCAGGUUAGAUGAAGGACAAAUAAAGACAAAUAGAUAGAUAGAUAACUAAUCAGAGUUAGUGAGAUGGAUGAGUCGUACAACAACAGGAUGUCGCUGGUGAAGGGCGCCAAGGACAUCGCCAAAGAGGCCAAACGCCAUGCUGCCAAGAAGGUCAGCAAGAUCGUGAACCGCGCCACGGAAGAGUACUCCUCCCAACGCAAAUACAGCCAGUUCCAGAACGAGGACAAAGACAAUGACUACACGUUCUACACACAGCCCGACAGAAAUGGCCACUUUCCCUGCAGCCGCACCGCCAACGACGAAGACGGCGAACACUACGCCAGUGACGCCACAGAGGGUCACGAUGAUGAAGAUGAGAUCUACGAGGGGGAGUACCAGGGGGUGCCUGCUUACACUGACAGGAAGCCCAGGGAUGGGCAGGAUUCUCUGGGUCAACCUGUCUCAGACAGCCUGAGGGACCGUAAGGAGCUGGAGCUGGAGAGGCAGGCAGACGAGGAGGAGCUGGCCCAGCAGUAUGAGCUGAUCAUGCAGGAGUGUGGCCACGGCAGGUUCCAGUGGCAGUUGUUCUUCGUGCUGGGCAUGGCGCUGAUGUCAGACGGUGUUGAGGUGUUUGUGGUGGGGUUCGUCCUGCCCAGCGCCGAGACUGACAUGUGUGUUCCCAACUCUGGAGCUGGGUGGCUAGGUAGCAUAGUGUACCUGGGGAUGAUGGUGGGGGCGUUCUUCUGGGGGGGUCUGUCAGACAAGGUGGGCCGUAAACAGUGCCUGCUCAUCGCUAUGUCUGUCAACGGCUUCUUCUCCUUCCUCUCCUCCUUUGUCCAGGGGUACGGCAUGUUCCUCUUCUGCCGCAUGUUUUCCGGCUUCGGGAUUGGUGGGGUGGUCCCCAUCGUGUUCCCCUACUUUGCAGAGUUCCUGGCGAGGGAGAAGAGAGGAGAGCACCUGAGCUGGCUCUGCAUGUUCUGGAUGAUAGGAGGGAUCUAUGCCUCGGCAAUGGCCUGGCUCAUCAUACCACACUACGGAUGGAGUUUCAGUAUGGGCUCCGCCUACCAGUUCCACAGUUGGAGAGUGUUUGUGGUAGUGUGUGCUCUACCCUGUGUGUGUGCUGUCGUAGCACUCACCUUCAUGCCCGAGAGCCCACGAUUCUUCCUAGAGAUGGGUAAACAUGACGAGGCAUGGAUGGUGCUGAAACAGAUCCAUGACACCAACAUGAGGGCCCGUGGAGAACCAGAGAAAGUCUUCACCGUGAACAGAAUAAAGCUCCCUAAGCAUCUGGAUGAAUUGGUAGAGAUGCAGUCAGACUCAUCCAACCCUGUUGGCCAAGUCCUCUCCAGGAUCAGGACUGACCUCAGAGGGAUCUGGUUAACGUUCAUGAGCUGUUUCAACUACCCAGUGAAAGACAACACCAUCAAACUGGCCUUUGUGUGGUUCACACUGUCGUUUGGGUACUAUGGCCUAUCUGUGUGGUUCCCUGAUGUCAUCCAUCACCUGCAGUCUGAUGAGUAUGCCUCUAGAGUGAAGACUCACAACAACGAACAUACAGAAGACUUCACCUUUAACUUCACCCUGGAGAACCAGAUACACACCAACGGAGUCUUCGUCAACGACAGGUUCAUCAGUAUUAAGUUGAAGUCCGUCACCUUUAUAGACUCUACGUUUCAGAACUGUUACUUUGACGACGUGUCAACAGUGGGCUCAUUAUUCAAGAACUGCACCUUCGUAGAAGCCUUCUUUUACAACACAGAUAUUGACGAUUCUAAGCUGGUGGGGUCGAGGGUGAUCAACAGUUCGUUCCACCACAACAAGACGGGCUGUCAGAUGACCUUUGAUGAUGACUACAGUGCCUACUGGGUCUACUUUGUCAACUUCGUGGGGACGCUCGCCGUGUUGCCCGGCAACAUAGUCUCCGCCCUUCUCAUGGACAAGAUAGGGCGCCUGAGCAUGCUGGGGGGCUCCAUGGUGCUGUCAGGCAUCAGUUGUUUCUUCCUGUGGUUUGGGACAAGUGAGUCUAUGAUGAUCUUCAUGCUGUGUCUCUAUAACGGCCUCAGUAUAUCCGCCUGGAACUCCCUGGAUGUUGUUACUGCUGAGCUCUACCCGACAGACAGGAGGGGUACAGGUUUUGGGUUCUGUAAUGCCAUGUGUAAGCUGGCAGCGGUGUUGGGGAACCUGAUCUUCGGCUCUCUGGUUGGCAUCACAAAGACCAUCCCCAUCCUGCUGGCGUCGGCUGUACUAGUGGGAGGAGGCCUGGUGGGACUACGACUGCCUGACACACGCGGCCAAGUCUUGAUGUAGAACUACACUAGCCAGCAGUCUUCACUCAUGUACCCAUUAGGCUUUAGUUGAACACUUUAAGACAGUGGUAUGUAGGCUUAUGAUAGCGUGUUCAAGUGAAGGGCUACAUGUUGAAGUGCAAGUGCUAAAGUGCAAUUAGUCAAACAUUUUGUUAAGUUAUAUUCGGAAUAAAAGAGCCCUUGGCCAUAUUUUUUUUUAACCUUAGGUACCUGCGACCAGAGGGGUGGAGCUGGAAUUCGGGGUGGAGUGCGUGGGAAGAGUUGAACCCUAUUUUAUUCACCUUCUGGAGGGCUCUGCCCAGCUAGAGAGAUGAUUGCUGUUUCUGCCCCAAGACCGGACUAUCUUGCCUAACCUAUUUUUCAACCUUGUCAUUCCCAAACCAGCUGUUUGUUUUCAAAUUAUUUCUUGUUGAAUAUCCAGGCAUUUAGUUUGGGAAGUUGAUCAAAAUUCAGCUCUGUCUAAGCGGAAAGCAGGAGGGUUUUAACUUGAUGAGAUAUGAAAAAGCCAUUCUAAACCGAGCCUAAGUUUAAUCAAAGGUACCUAUUGCUGCUGUCCUCAGUGCUACGGGUCUGACAUGAAUACAAGUUAGGUGAUAAGAUACGUUCUUUAGUCAGCCUGGGUACCAUGGUUACUAUACGUUACAACAGAAUCAUUCUCUAAGGGCAGAAUCCUAACUAGAGAAGCGGCCAUUUAGGUUUCAGGCUCAAGCUCUUGUGAGGUCAUGACUCUGUUGUCAUGUUAAGGGAUAUUUAACCUAUUUCACUGAAAGCUAAAUGUAUAGUUUGGAGUGAACUAUGCCUUUAACAUAUUCAUGACUUUGCAGUAUCAUAAUGGCAUCAUUGUAGUACGUGCUUUUGCAUUUGACCAGGUAUGGAUCAUUUGUGUAAAUGUACAGUGUGUGUGUGUGUGUGUGUGUGUGUGUAUGUAUGAUAUUGUGUGUACGUGUAUAAUAUAUUGUAUAUAUUCAAACGUUGUUCAUUUCCCAACCAUGGGUUGGGGUCGAUGUUAAUGAGUUGACUUGACUCACUGAAGUGUCUUGACUGGUUUCAAAUCAAACUUGAUUUGGCACAUGCGGCGAAUACAAGUGUAGACCUUACUGUGAAAUGCUUACUUACAAGCCCCUAACCAACAGUGUAGACCUUACCGUGAAAUGCUUACUUACAAGCCCCUAACCAACAGUGUAGACC